Molecule: messenger RNA, 1319 nt
Organism: Branchiostoma floridae (Florida lancelet)
Lineage: Eukaryota; Metazoa; Chordata; Leptocardii; Amphioxiformes; Branchiostomatidae
Product: hepatic lectin-like
Exons: 2
Coding region: 222-614 (130 amino acids)
Source: RefSeq, a predicted model, not a curated record
AUAUCUAUUUCACAGAGUCACGUAUUUUAAGUGUUUUCGUGUAUUUUCCCUGGUAUUGUAAUAUGCUGUUACAAUAUCAUGUUGUACUACACAUUUAUAAUGCUUCAGUUCAAGAAAUGGCUGGAAACUGGAUUGACAGUCUGAUAUAAUUACACUUUUUUUUAACAAAUUCAAUGAUAAACACUCAUUGUAUUAUAGAAAUUUUGACUGGUAACCUUUGAAUGACUAUAAUCUUUGCAGAGUGUACACCAUUCCAGGGUAAAUGCUACUCCGUGUCAGAAACCCCCGGAUCAUAUGACCAGGCCAAGCAGGAGUGUAACGACAGGGGCGGGAUUCUGGCGGUCAUCAAGGACCAGAUGACCCAAGACUUCCUCCUGCAGCUCCUGUCAGUAGACAACAAAGACGCCUGGAUUGGACUGGCCGAUGAGCAGGACACUGGACAGUGGCAGUGGAGUGAUGGAACUACCCUUGACAGUAACGCCUACACUUCUUGGGCCAAUGACGAGCCCAACGGUAAUGGAAACUGUAUCCACCUCUGGCCACCUGUCGGAUUCCACUGGGAUGACAUGGGAUGUUCCAGCACCACCUACCACAUCUGCCAGUUCACUUUCUAGCCUGGCAUGUUGCAACACCGACCAAUUGAACAUUUUGAGAGGCAGUACAAUCGUGCUUUGAAUAGCACUAAAAUGUUGAAGAAAUAUAUCAUUUUUACACAUCAAUCUUAUAAUCAUAUUUUGCAAGUCAUUAUUAGUGACUCAUAAUGACGAACAUCUACUUCUUCAGUGUGUUAGCGUUCACACUAUUUACAAUAAUCAUUAUGUAUGUUGAUAGCCCUGAAUUAUUGAGGCAUAGGUGAAAAGAAUUGUUGUGUUUCCAGUUACUCAACCAACUCUAACAAAAUGUUUCAAGCCUAGCUCUUUUGGGGGGUAGUUUGCGGGCAAAAGAAGUCUGACACGUGAGUUAUGAAAACAUUGUAGAGUUUUCUAACAAGCUCUCAUGUCUGUUUCCCGUAAUUGAAAAGUGAUACAAACAGAUCUAUCAUUCCAAGGUUUAUAUGGGCACCUAGUUUAUGUAGAUGGCCGAGAUCUACAAAGGAAAGAGAGAAUUCGUUCCUGCCUACCCUUAAUCGGAAACACAACUUCUUUUCGAGGCCUAAGCACAUUCUUCACAAAAUUAAGAAAUGUCUAUUUUGUUCUUGUGUUUUUGUGAUGUAAUUGUUAAUCAAAUUUCAGAACACACCGUGGAUUAUAUUUGGAUACAGUAAUGUCAUAUAGAAGUUGUUUCGCCUCUGCUUUGCAAUAAACUAGCUUAUGAGCUUG